AUGGAUUACAACGGUCAUCAAAAUACUUGGAAUUGGCAUGGGGAGAAUUUUGGUGUUCAAAACAACUCUGAUUCUGAUCCCUCACGAGAUGAUUGGACUCAACUGACCUUCAAUGAGGAAGACCAUUCCUACAUGUUUGAUGAAACAACCCCUGUUAAGGAAUGUGGAGAUCUAUCAUACUAUUUUACACAUAAUGAUAAUAUAAGAAAGGAACCAGAGGAUGAGAGGGAAGCCUCUUCUCAAAUUAGAAAAAGGUGUAGGAUGUUUCGGUUUGACACUCAUGACGUAGAGUCUUCGCUUUUCUGUGAAGAGACGCCAUCUACAUUCCUAAAAUCAAGUGAGACUGAUCAUUUAACUGAAGAGGUUUUACCCGAUGCAUUUCAAUGGGGUGCUGGAUUUUCAGAGGAUGCAUCAGCUUCCAGUUAUGAGGGCCUAGAUCAGUUGUGUGAAGGGUGGCUUGCUGAUUAUUUUAAUGAUGCUGAUAUGUUUCUUAGCACUGAUGAUAUGAAUCUUACUGCAGCAUCUGAUGUUCAUAUUGAUAUUACAGAGUUGAACAAUGCGCCACCCGAGCCUGGCCCUGAUGCUGUUCAAAAGCAGGGAACUCAAACCUCUCAAAAUGUAGUUUUCAAAAGUAGAAAGUCAUUGAAUUGCCCUCCCUCGAAGCUACAGUCUUCUAUUGCCUAUCCAUUUGCUUUCAUUAAGCCCUGUGGUUUCCAUGGAGAUGUUACCCUCGACAUUAUAAACCAGCGAAUCCAAACACCCCCACCUUCAAAACUAAAAGAAAGCAAUGCUCUGCCAUUUUCCGCAUUUUCCAGGAAGCCGAUCGUCGGCAAAACUAAAAUCCGGACCGAAGGAGGUAAAGGCAGCAUCACAAUUAUGAGAACCAAAGGAUAAAAC
Molecule: messenger RNA, 897 nt
Organism: Hibiscus syriacus
Lineage: Eukaryota; Viridiplantae; Streptophyta; Magnoliopsida; Malvales; Malvaceae
Product: protein XRI1-like
Exons: 9
Coding region: 1-894 (297 amino acids)
Biological process (GO): male meiotic nuclear division; female meiotic nuclear division
Source: RefSeq, a predicted model, not a curated record